This is a messenger RNA of Aptenodytes forsteri (emperor penguin), 2100 nucleotides long. RefSeq lists its product as uncharacterized. Gene Ontology annotation, cellular component: perinuclear region of cytoplasm. The transcript has 12 exons. The record is from RefSeq and is a predicted model, not a curated record. NCBI's taxonomy places the organism in Eukaryota, Metazoa, Chordata, Aves, Sphenisciformes, Spheniscidae. The coding region runs from base 1 to 2100 and encodes 699 amino acids.
AUGAAGAAACUGAGAAAGACGUGUGAAGGAGUUGGCUCACAGCUGAAGCAGCACCUGGUAUCAGGACGUGGAGUAGGACAAAGCCGUGCUGUGAUUGAGCCUUCUGCCUUCAAACAACGCCCUGCUUUCUCCAGGGCAAUCUUUAGCACUAAAAUUUUGUCCUUAGUUCUCAUCGGUCCUGGCUUGGGCAAAAUUCCCAGAGUGGGACAUCAGCCACUGAAAGCAGAGGAGAAUGAAUGUGAAGAAGAAAUGGUAGCCAGCUUUGGUAACCUUGCAGAUGUGAAUACUGGCUUAAAUGGAGCAGCAGGACCUUGUGGGAAGGUUGACUGCUCCAAGGCACCGCAGCUGAUAGAAAUUCACGUCAAAUGCCUGAGGGGAGUCAAAGAUAAGGUUCCUAAAGGCCACUACACCCUCAAAGUUUCUGUUCUCAGCCGCUUAGGUGGUGGCUUGCUGGAGUGGCCCAAACUGAAGGAGCAGCCUCGAGCCAGGACAACGCUGCCUGUUAGUCACGAUGGAAACUUCUACAACACUGAAAUCUACUUUGGACAAAGUAUCCAGACAGUUUUACCACCUAGAAAAGCUGUGAAACCAGGCAUGGUCCUCCUCUUUGAACUCUUCCUUCUUCGUGGGACCCGUACUUGGAUUGAUCGAGAAGUGGGAUGGGGAGCUUUUCCCUUGUGUGACAACAAUUUUAAUGCUUUGGAGGGAAAAUUUAAAUGUCCCUUCCUCAGAGGCCAUUACAACUCCACAGUUGACCGAUUCCAAAAAAUCGAAAAUUUUAUUUCUCAAGACUUGGAUCAUUGGUUAUGCAAUCUCUACUUUCAGAUCCACUGGAAUAACCCACCUGACCAAUGUUAUCAAGAAAAAUCAGAUCCUGGGAACAAUGCAAGACCAGAAGAAGGGAAAGCAUCUGAAGAGAGCAAUUUUUACUUGGAGGACUUAGAGAAAUAUACUUUUUCUGUGUGCUGCCGUUCUGCUGCUGAAGUGAAACUGUCCAGGCGGGUUGUCGAGCGUUUCCAUUUCGUAGUAUAUGCAGCCUUCUCAGAGCUGGGAGCCACACACUGGCGCUCCAGGGACUUCUGGCUGCUCGUGCUGCUGGUAGUUUUGCUUUGGUUUGUGAGACUUUACCUGCAUUAUUUGAGCCAAUGGCUCUUCCUUCAGACCAUCUCUGUUCCUGUUACAAAAUUCCAGCUUUUUCCUCACACUGUCAAACUGUGCUACCAGAACUCCUUGCUGCAGACCAGUGAAGAGUUGGUCAUGGUUGUGGUGGGACCCCUAACCUUGAACGCAGGGCUGCUUCUUAUGGUCCUGAUCAGAUGGGGCUGUCAGCAGCUGUUUGACUCAUUCCCUUCCUUCUUGUCAAAGUUUAUCAUAGCUCUGGGACUCUGGACAGUGCUAGACCCCUUGGCAGUGUUCGUAGUGGAUUCAGUCCUGGGGCGACUUGGGAACAGUGUAGAGAAACCCAUUGCUGAUGCUGCAAAGCUCUACUGGGUCUUUGUAAGAGCAGAGGAGUCAGGGAUUCCUGGUGCCUUAAUCACUGUGAUGCUUUAUACAGUCCUGUUCAUCAUCUCAUCAACGGUGUUGUACCUGUACUUCUUAAGGCUACAUAGUGAAGGUUGGCUGUUGGAUGUAUUUCGACGCAUUCAUGGUGAGGAAGGCACAUUCUUCGUUCCAUUGGACUUAGAGAUUUCCAAUCAGGAGCUGAGCUACAUUAUGAAGAGGGCUGAGCAGUGGAGAGGAAUCAACGGUGAAAGACGGAUGGUGGCAGUGUCUGAUUACAUCUGGAAGGACCACGCUAGCAAGCCUGGUGUCUCCAGCUGUGACCUCCAGCACCAGGAUGAAAUCCCUGACUCUGCAGCUAACUCGGGAGGUAGCACCACCGUUCACGUCUCUGUCUACACUGUUCACCUCAGCGGCUUCCAGGAGCUCUACAGGCACUUCCUCAGGCUACCUGAUGGGGCUAUCAUUGAGGAAACUGUCCUCAAGGAAUCCAGACAUAAUUUUCUGCCCCGGGAACUUGUGAUUCACCAGAGUGAAGACACCAGAGUCUUAGAGCUGGCCAAAGAAAACAAGAGAAGGCAUGUGGCCUACAUGAAGUAG